CUUCACUGUAUAACCAGUGUUUGUAUAAUUUUGGAACGAUUCCCUGAACUCAACUGGCGUUGAAUUUAACAGUUAUUGAUUAUACCUGCUUUCGUUAUCCAACAUUCAGUCUACUCUGUUGACCCACUUGCAAACUCACAUAUUAUUAUAACUGGACCGUUUCCCAGACAACGAUCCUACUAUUUAUUCUGUUUAUUCGCACUGCGCAUUAUUUAUAAAUCGACGUUUGAAUAUACUUGCAUAAAAGUUUAUGUAUUUGGCACUUUGAAUCAUUAGGUUGGUGAACGUUCAGUAUGGCUGGCAGGAAAAAACGCAACAGCAGUAGCACACAACGUAAAUCCGUUCAGUUUCAUGGUCCUUCCAAAUCAAAUGCAUCCAUAGACACUGUGAUGCAUCCAAGUUAUUCUAAUUUUCAAGUGCCCUAUCCUGUCAUUUGCCGACAACGCUAUCAUUGGGACAAACUUCGGUACGAUAAGCAAUUCGAGUAUGAAUUGAAAAUGUUGGAACUGAUGCAGAACUCGGCCUAUGAUUCGAUGCGUUUUCAUAGACAUGUGGCAAUUACCACGCUUUGGCCACCGCUGCACACGAGAAAGGAGAUAGAAUUCGUGUUGAACAAUUUCUUUCGCCUACCAGAUAAGCAAACUCGUCGCUUGAAGAAAAUUAUGAACUCGUCGGUAUAUUGAUGUUAAAGGUUCGUCAUUUCAAGCUUAAAAUAAAUUCCAGCUAGUAAAAUAGAAUAAAUGCACAACGUGUCGAUAAACGAAUUAGAAUGACCAAGCUUUUAAAGGUUUCCUUUAGUGUGUGAGGAAGUUGUUUUUAAGUUCCGCAAUUGUCCGUGAAGAUUUUUUCCACAAUAUUACUAUUUUAGUCAUAGAAUAAAAGGCUAUCAUUCCCAUUGUCAUGGACGACUUUUUGUGAGAGAAUUUACAAGAAACAUGUGGAAUGGAGUAAACAUACAUUAACGAAACAUUUCAACUGAUGAUCAAUUAAAAUAUAAAUAAAUUGUGUACCUUGAUUCCAACUUUAUAAACGUUCCCCAUCUGCACUCAAUUGAUUGCUUAGACGGUAAAUCUCAAAACAAAAACAACCAUUAACGUACAAUAUUUUACGUAAGAAGUACGAAGAAGAUAAAAAUAGCUCAAUAUUUUAUUUAACCAUUAUUCCUAAGUAUUAAAUAUUAAACGUUAUCU
Messenger RNA from Topomyia yanbarensis, 1190 nucleotides. RefSeq lists its product as uncharacterized. The record is from RefSeq and is a predicted model, not a curated record. The coding region runs from base 294 to 683 and encodes 129 amino acids. The transcript has 3 exons. NCBI's taxonomy places the organism in Eukaryota, Metazoa, Arthropoda, Insecta, Diptera, Culicidae.